CGACUUUACAACCCCAUGCAUGAGAUUACAUGUUCAUGCACGAGAUUACACCCCAAAGUCCGACUUUACAAUACCAGGUUCGACUUUAUAACUCCAUGCACGAGAUUAAAAGCCCAUGCACGAGAUUACAUGUCCAUGCACGAUAUUACAAGGUCAGGUCCGAGUUUACAUGUCCAUGCACGAUAUUACAAGCCUAUGCACGAGAUUACAGUGCUAGGUCCGACUUUACAGUGCCAGGUCCGAGAUUACAAGUCUAUACACGAGAUUACAUGUCCAUGCACGAGAUUACAAGGUCAGGUCCGACUUUACAGUGCCAGGUCCGAGAUUACAAGUCUAUACACGACAUUACAUGUCCAUGCACGAUAUUACAACUCCAUGCACGAUAUUACAAGUUCAGAUUACAAGUCUAUGCACGAUAUUACAACUCCAUGCACGAGAUUACAAGAUCAGGUUCGAGUUUACAUGUCCAUGCACGAUAUUACAACUCCAUGCACGAGAUUACACGUUCAGGUCCGAGAUUACAUGUCCAUGCACGAGAUUACAGUGCUAGGUCUGACUUUACAGUGCCAGGUCCGAGAUUACAAGUCUAUGCACGAGAUUACAAGCCCAUGCACGAUAUUACAAGGUCAGGUCCGAGUUUACAUGUCCAUGCACGAGAUUACAACCCCAUGCAUGAGAUUACAUGUCCAUGCAUGA
Messenger RNA from Schizophyllum commune H4-8, 696 nucleotides. RefSeq lists its product as uncharacterized. The annotation marks the transcript as partial. The record is from RefSeq and is a predicted model, not a curated record. The transcript is spliced from 2 exons. NCBI's taxonomy places the organism in Eukaryota, Fungi, Basidiomycota, Agaricomycetes, Agaricales, Schizophyllaceae.